Molecule: messenger RNA, 1860 nt
Organism: Anopheles coustani
Lineage: Eukaryota; Metazoa; Arthropoda; Insecta; Diptera; Culicidae
Gene: nclb
Product: periodic tryptophan protein 1 homolog
Exons: 7
Coding region: 83-1564 (493 amino acids)
Biological process (GO): rRNA processing
Cellular component (GO): nucleus
Molecular function (GO): protein binding
Source: RefSeq, a predicted model, not a curated record
UGAACCUUCGUUAAUAAUCCAUCUGUUUCACCACGUGUAUCAAGGAGUUAGUGAAUUGUUUACUUUUAUUUAAAGUAAAACUAUGGAUUCAGAUCAGGAGGACGAGGUUCCGAACGUAAAUUUUGUGCCAAGUUUAUUAUUCGUGAAACGUGGAGUAGCUAAGGCUAAUCCAGAUAAGAUCACUCUUGCUCCUGAGGAAUUGGCCAGAAUAAUCAACGAGGCGAGAGAAGACUUGGAUAACGAUGGGGUUGAUAACAUGGAUACUUCGGAUGACGAAGAAAAUGAAGAAAGCAAUGAUUCGUUAGAACAGACAGCCCUAUCAGUAAACAAUCAUAGCACCGACAGCCAAAGGGCUGAUGAGUACAACUUAGAAACGUACGACCAAGAAUCCGCCAACAGUGGAUUGCAUCUUAGCACGGUUGCUGUUGUGGAUCCAACAGAAAACUUUCAGGAUGAAGAAGAUUCGGAUGCCGAAGAUGAAAUUAUCAAGCCAACCGAUAAUUUGAUUCUCGUUGGACACGUCCAAAAUGAUAGUGCAUCAAUGGAAGUUUACAUUCUUAAUGAAGAAGAGGGAAGUCUCUACGUACAUCAUGAAUUUUUACUACCAAGUCCACCGCUUUCUAUAGAAUGGCUAAGUUUUGACCCAGGUAGUGAUAAACCGGGAAAUGUGUGCGCUAUUGGGUGUAUGGAUCCGGUCAUAACACUGUGGGAUUUAGAUAUACAAGAUUCACUUGAGCCCAUCUGCAAACUUGGCUCGAAGGGAAACCGUAAAAAAAAUAUACCGAGAAUGGGACACAGUGAUGCUGUGCUUGAUUUGUCGUGGAACAAUUAUCUACCACACAUUUUAGCCAGUGGCUCAGUCGAUCGAACAGUUAUUCUUUGGGACUUGGAGGAAGGCAUUCCUCACACCACUCUUCGACAAUUCGAGGAGAAAGUACAAGCAUUAGCGUUUCACCCUAGCCAAGCAGAGACACUCUUAGCUGGCAGUUGCGAUGGGAAGGCGUAUGUGUUUGACUGCCGUUCUACAACGGACGAGAUUAGCAGCUACAAGUCCUGGUCCCUGGGAGCAGAAGUGGAACGUGUUUGCUGGGAUCGGUUUAAUGAGCGCCACUUUGUGGCUAGUACGAAUGACGGGUGUAUCCACUACGUAGACAUACGUCGCGAGGAUCGUACAUUAUGGAAAAAGCAGGUUCAUGAGAAGGAAACAACGGGAUUAGUUCUCAGUUCUAUGGUAAAAGGAAUGCUCACCACGGCCUCAGCUGAUGGAACACUUAAGGUGUGGGAUUUAAACGAACAAGACGCAUGCUUGGUAUACAAGAAAAAUCCAAAAAUUGGCGUCAUCCAGUGUCUCGCAGAGUGUCCUGAAAACCCUUUCACUCUUGCUUUGGGCGGUGAUUUGAAAUCGAGGAACUUUUGUGUUUUGAACUUAUUGGACAAUGACGGAGUAUCGAACAUGUUCAAGCCAAGAUUUGAUGGUGCGCAAUCGUCGAGCAAUAUCGUCAGUUCAGCUUUCGAGACAAUGGAGGAAUCAGCAAACCAGGAUGUUGAUGUAGAUUUAGAGUAAAAAUUGAAUUGCUUCUUUACUAAAACAAAGUCUCACUAUUUGAUUGAUUGCACAAUCCCUCCCACAUGAUUUGAACAAUUUAAAUGAUUGCUUCUUGGGAAAUUUGCGCUCGAGUGCAGAACGUGAACACUCCUAGCACUUGCACUGCGUUCAAACAAAGGAGGGAAAAUUAACAAAAUAAAAUAUACGCAUACAUCAUCCGUUUACAAUUCAUAGGUCCCUCGUAUAUCCUGAAGGUCUACAUUAUACAAAAAUUAAUAAAACUGGCUAAGCCUUAGUUGUUGUACGGUUCUGUA